AUGGACGUGGACGUAGACGUGGACGUGGACGUGGACAUGGACGUGGACGUGGAGGACGUGGACGUGGACGUGGACGUGGACGUGGACGUGGACGUGAACGUGGACGUGGACGUGGACGUGGACCUGGACGUGGACGUGGACGUGGACGUGGUCGUGGACGUGGAGGUGGACGUGGACGUGGACGUGGUCGUGGACGUGGACGUGGACGUGGACGUGGACGUGGUCGUGGACGUGGACCUGGACGUGGACGUGGACGUGGACAUGGACGUGGACGUAGACGUGGACGUGGACGUGGACAUGGACGUGGACGUGGAGGACGUGGACGUGGACGUGGACGUGGACGUGGACGUGGACGUGGACGUGAACGUGGACGUGGACGUGGACGUGGACCUGGACGUGGACGUGGACGUGGACGUGGUCGUGGACGUGGAGGUGGACGUGGACGUGGACGUGGACGUGGACGUGGACGUGGUCGUGGACGUGGUCGUGGACGUGGACGUGGUCGUGGACGUGGACCUGGACCUGGACGUUGACCUGGACCUGGACCUGGACGUUGACAUGGUCGUGGACAUGGACGUGGACGUGGACGUGGACCUGGACGUGGUCGUGGACGUGGACGUGGACGUGGACGUGGACGUGGACGUGGAUGUGGACGUGGUCGUGGUCGUGGACGUGGACGUGGACGUGGGCGUGGACGUGGACGUGGGCGUGGACGUGGAUGUGGACGUGGACGUGGACCUGGUCGUGGACGUGGACCUGGACGUGGACGUGGACGUGGACGUGGACGUGGACGUGGACGUGGACGUGGACUUGGACGUGGACGUGGACUUGGACGUGAACAUGGACGUGGAGGUGGACGUGAACAUGGACGUGGACGUGGACGUGGAAGUGGACGUGGACGUGGACGUGGACGUGGACGUGGACGUGGACGUGGACGUGGACGUAGACAUGGACGUGGACGUGGACGUGGACGUGGGCGUGGACGUGGUCGUGGACGUGGACGUGGACAUGGUCGUGGACGUGGACGUGGACGUGGACAUGGACGUGGACGUGGACGUGGACGUGGACAUGGACGUGGACGUGGACGUGGACGUGAACAUGGACGUGGAGGUGGACGUGGAGGUGGACGUGGACGUGGACGUGGACGUGGACGUGGACGUGGACGUGGAAGUGGACGUGGACGUGGACGUGGACGUGGACGUGGACGUAGACAUGGACGUGGACGUGGACGUGGACGUGGACGUGGACGUGGACGUGGACGUGGACGUGGACAUGGACGUGGACAUGGACGUUGACGUGGACGUGGACGUGGACGUGGACGUGGAGGACGUGGACCUGGACGUGGACGUGGAUGUGGACGUGGACGUGGAGGUGGACAUGGAGGUGGACACGGAGGUGGACGUGGACGUGGACGUGGACGUGGACGUGGACCUGGACGUGGACGUGGACCUGGACGUGGACGUGGACGUGGACGUAGACGUGGACGUGGACGUGGACGUGGACGUGGUCGUGGACGUGGUCGUGGACGUGGUCGUGGACGUGGACGUGGACGUGGUCGUGGACGUGGACGUGGACGUGGACCUGGACGUGGACGUGGACGUGGACGUGGUCGUGGACGUGGACGUGGACGUGGAUAUGGACGUGGACGUGGACGUGGACGUGGACAUGGACGUGGACGUUGACGUAAACGUGGACGUGGACGUGGUCGUGGACGUGGACGUGGACGUGGACGUGGUCGUGGACGUGGACGUGGACGUGGACGUGGACGUGGACGUGGUCGUGGACGUGGUCGUGGACGUGGACGUGGACGUGGACGUGGUCGUGGACGUGGUCGUGGACGUGGACGUGGACGUGGUCGUGGACGUGGUCGUGGACGUGGACGUGGACGUGGACGUGGACGUGGACAUGGACGUGGACGUGGACGUGGACGUGGACGUGGACAUGGUCGUGGACGUGGACGUGGAAGUGGACGUGGACUGGACGUGGACAUGGUCGUGGACGUGGACGUGGACGUGGACAUGGACGUGGACGUGGACGUGGACGUGGACAUGGACGUGGACGUGUACGUGA
Molecule: messenger RNA, 2070 nt
Organism: Closterium sp. NIES-65
Lineage: Eukaryota; Viridiplantae; Streptophyta; Zygnematophyceae; Desmidiales; Closteriaceae
Source: the annotation of a GenBank genome assembly